Molecule: messenger RNA, 1669 nt
Organism: Cryptomeria japonica (Japanese cedar)
Lineage: Eukaryota; Viridiplantae; Streptophyta; Pinopsida; Cupressales; Cupressaceae
Product: transcription termination factor MTERF4, chloroplastic
Exons: 1
Coding region: 154-1002 (282 amino acids)
Biological process (GO): regulation of DNA-templated transcription
Molecular function (GO): double-stranded DNA binding
Source: RefSeq, a predicted model, not a curated record
UACAAUUGUUAGGAUAGUCGUAACGGAUGGAAAUACGAAGAAUUUAAUGUUCAUCAAACCCUAAUCCUAGAUGAAGAAACCCUCGAUUAGCUUUUCCACACAUCUGGGUGCUCUUAUCUCUAUUUGCUCUGCUCAUAUCUUACAUCGAAUGCAAUGGCAUUUGUAUUGUUUUGGAGAUGCAUAGUUUGUUCAGGGAAAUACUCCUCAUGCCUUCCUCGAGCAAUCAAAUUUCAUUCUCCAUCAUUCACACGAGCAAUCAAAUUUCAUUCUCCAUCAUUCACAUUCGCACCAUGCUCACUACUUUCUUCUUCGUCAUCAUCUUGUUUCACACCCUCCCUCAAUAUCAUUUCAGAUCUCUUAACAAAAGAAUGUGGUUUUUCUUCUUCUCAGGUGACAACUGUCAUGAGAAGAGCACCACUGCUGUUGAGGAACAAAUCCGACAACACCGCUAGAGAAGUCAUUCAUCUUCUGAGAGAUCCUGGAUUCACUGAAAACAAGCUUACGACUACCAUUCUGAGAUACCCACUUAUCCUUACACCGAGAGCGGAUAGACAGUUGAGACCCAAGAUGGAAUUUCUGAAGAAAAUGGGUUUGUCUACUCAAGACAGCGCACAUAUUAUAUUGAAUAGACCCAGAUUGCUCAGCUUGAGUUUGGAAAACUGUCUUGCCCCUAGAAUUCUCCAUCUUGAAACCCUAUUUGGCUCAAAGGACAAUCUGUGCAAGGCUUUGAGAAUAGCGCCUCGGCUUUUGGUGAGUGAUUUCCAGAAGCAGGUGAAACCUAAAGUGGAGUAUGUGAAGAAUAGUUUAGGCACUCCGGAAGGUUCAACAGCAUUUGCGCGAGCCCUCAGUGUGGUUACAGGUGUUAGGUUUGAAACUCUGGAAGCGAAAAUUGAAAAUAUGGCAAGUCUUGGUCUGGCAGAGAAGGAAAUCGGUCAAAUUCUUAAGAAAUAUCCUGAAGCACUUCGUUAUUCAACCAAGAAAAUGAAGGAAAGCAGGUCUUGAGUCCAAGAUUGUUGCUUGGGGUCCUAAGAUUUUUAGUUUAAGCAUAGAGAAAAGGCUCAAACUCCGCUAUGAAGUCUUUAAAUAUUUGAGGACAAGUCUGCAUGUCAAGGUUUUACCUACUUUGAUUAGAUUCUUUUUGGCUAAGUGAAAGAGAAUUCCUUGCUAUGUUCAGCCAAUACAAUACUCUAAUUAAGUCUAAGGAUCAUGCAAUCUCCUAAAGCAAGCAUUUUAGAGUGGUGAUGGGAGUUUCGGAAUAAAACUAAUCCAGGUCUUUCUUUCUAAGGUUGGACCGGUGUUAAAAGGGCUUUGGAACUCAUCUAGACCAAGAUAACAAGACAAAAGAGGAGAAUACAAGGGACUGCGUUGGAAGAGAAAGCAGCACGAGGAAGACAAGAGACAGGAUUUGAAAGCAUGGGAAUGUGCGUUGAAAACAGGGGAGUUCAAUCUCCUCUUUCUGUAUUGAUUUUUUAGGACUUAAAGACUGAAUUUUAUAUUUCUUUCAGUCUAAGGAUCUCUAAAGCAGAUAUUUAGUGUUAAACAAACUUGCUCCAUUUCUUCUCUCUCUUUGAGUAUAUGUAAAUAAUCUGACCUUGUUAUAAGGUUUCAGUAUAGUAUUUGUGAAUGUGCAUCAUGUUUAAAGCAUUUAUCUUAAUAAAAUUUCCAUGAA